UGAACAUCUCCGAUAACUUGUUGGAUGUGCCGCGGACAAUGGACAACGUUAGGGUGGUGCAUAAGUACAUCAGCAAUAUGAAGUUGUAAAAGGACAUUGUUGUAAAACAAAAAUUAGACUAUUUGAAAUUAAACUACAACCAAUCAUUCAACUAGAGCCUUUUUAACCAAUAGUACAAACUCAAACAUCCAACAUCAAUCAACGUUUUCCAACGAAUCCGACGUUCUCUAGAUAUUAAGGCGUCGUCGUCCAGAAACUAUUUUGUUAUUAACAAACCAGCGACAAAACAACUGAUUAUUAAACGCAAUCUAAAACUUAGUCAACAACUGAACAACAAAAUGAUCUUCCCACCAGUGUAUAGUCUAUUAGUCUGAAAUGUCAGUGCGACUAAAAUGAUCUAAUCAAAUCGUAUUAUCACAUUAAACAAUAAUCAACCAUGGAAAACACCGUUUCCAAAGCUCCAACCAAAGACGACGAUUGCAAAAAGAAAACGGACAACUUGUUAAACCGACUGGAAAUUUCGGUUUCGGAGUCCGAAAAACGUGCAAAUGGAUCGUUAAAUUUACGCGAUUUUUACACCGUGUAUUUGAUAGAGACCAAAGUAACAGACCCAGAUUUUAAUGGGAAGUUAUCAAAACUCAGCACAAUAUGGAGGAGGUACACAGAGUUCGAGCAAUUGAGGGACUAUUUGGAGUACACCUAUCCAUACAUUGUUUUGCCACCCCUUCCUGAGAAAAGGGUUAUGUUCGGAUGGCAGAAAAUAUCCAGUGAUACUUUUGAUCCUAAUUUUGUGGACCGUAGGAGAGCUGGUUUGGAAAAUUUUCUCUUGAGGAUUGCUAGUCAUGAAAUUCUUGGUUGGGACCAACAUUUUCUGGAAUUCUUACAGAAUGAGGAUGGAUGGAGGGAUACUUACAAAAUUAAUGGAUACUUGCAACUGGUGGAAAAUAAGCUGAAAACUUUGAGCGUAUCCGUGCGGCUAAAACGGCCGGACCCCCGUUUCGAAUCGAUCAAAGAUUACAGUUACAGCCUCCAAAACAACCUCAACAAUUUACUAAGAGCUAGAUCACGUGUUGCCGAAAAACAGUACACCGUCCACAAGCUCCACGCAAAUUACGGACGAGUGUUCAGCGAGUGGAGCGUAAUUGAAAAAGAUAUGGGCGAUGCCCUCCAAAAAACCGGUCAUUACCUCGAUUCGCUCGCCUCCAGCAUCGAUUCCGGUCUGGAGGACGAGGAACUGCUGGCAGACCAGCUGAAGGAAUAUUUAUUCUUCAUGUAUUCCCUCCAGAAUGUUUGCAAGAACCAGGAGACCAUGCAGCUGCAGCUUGAGGACUCCGAGGAGAAUGUUGCCAAUAAGAAUAUUGAGAGGACCAGGGUGCAACAGGGAAAAAUGGGUUUAAUGUCGAGGCUCUUCGGAGCGGUGGACACGGAGGAAGUCCGUGAACUCAAAGUUAACGUUUUGGAUCAACAAAUUCAAGACGGAGCUAUUGCUGUCAAUGCUAACAAGGAGACACUAAGUGACUUUUCAACGAAGGCCUUAACAGAUAUAGAGCGGUUUGAGAAGCAAAAGGUGUUAGAUUUAAAAGACACACUCGCCAGUUAUGCUUUUCUUCAAUUGAAAACUGCCAAAAAAGGUUUGCAAACAUGGACCCAAAUAAGAGAUUGUUUACAAAACAUACCUUAAUUUCAUCCCAAAGUACUUAUAUUCGAAUACUAAAAACAGAAUUUUUUCAGUUCUGUUCUAAAGAUAUUAAUGUCUAAACUGUGUUAUUUUCAUAUUUAUUUAUUUAAACUCAUAUGUAUAUGGAAUCUAUUAAAAAUGUAUAUAUUUCUCACUAAA
Messenger RNA from Aethina tumida (small hive beetle), 1837 nucleotides. RefSeq names its product sorting nexin-4. Bases 437 to 1681 code for a protein of 414 amino acids. The record is from RefSeq and is a predicted model, not a curated record. The transcript is spliced from 7 exons. NCBI's taxonomy places the organism in Eukaryota, Metazoa, Arthropoda, Insecta, Coleoptera, Nitidulidae. Gene Ontology annotation, biological process: protein transport. Gene Ontology annotation, molecular function: phosphatidylinositol binding.